Molecule: messenger RNA, 1713 nt
Organism: Lottia gigantea (owl limpet)
Lineage: Eukaryota; Metazoa; Mollusca; Gastropoda; Lottiidae
Exons: 13
Source: RefSeq, a predicted model, not a curated record
UGCAUAAUUAUAAUAUUAAAAUUGUUUCUGAUUACUUCCAUUUCAGAAAAGUAUGUUUUUCAGUCAAGUAAUAUCUUAAAAGGGUUGAAUAUUGAAUAUAUUAAAGAGAGUUGUCUACCUUGCUUGGUAAAGAACUGUAUAUUACCUGUAAGUCUUGAUGAAGAAACAUGCAUGAUAAGAUCAGGUCUAUGUGGGACAGUCAGACAUCUUAUACAAUCAUCACAUCACAAUAAUCCUGGAGAAAACUUCAUAGAUUUAUUGGGGUUUAGAAGUGGCAGUUUGAGAAUGUGUGCUGAGGUAUCUGGGUGGACUAAAUUGUGUGAAGUUGAUCUUCCUGAUGCUAUUUUAAAUCUUGUUGAAAUGGAUAUAAAGGAAGAGAAUGAAAUUGCUAUUCCAGUAGAUUUGUUGAAAUUAGAGAUGCAUUUUUCAAAGCCUCCUAAAAUACAUAAUGAUCAUAAAAUAAAAAAACGUAUACUAGUUGAAAAUAGAGAUGAGAUCCUCAAUUCUGAGAGUGUUAAAAUUGAUGUGAAUGAUUCAGUUGACACUGAUGAACUUUCAAGAAGCAUUUCUGAUAGUGACUCUACAACAGGAGACAAUUAUGGCUGUGUAAAAAGUGAACCAUACACCAUAGAGGAAAUAAUAUCAGCAUUUAAAACUAUAGCUAUUUUAGAUGUAGAAUUUGUUCAUGUAUAUUCUGAAGGUUUAGAGAUGACUGUUGCUGAUCUGAUACUGUUUGUUUAUUGUUAUUUGUUAAUGAAAAGUUUGAACUUUAAAAUGGAUGCCUUAAAAGAACAUCUACCAAAUAUUUCAACUUGGUUAGAUCAUAUGUUAUCAUUACCUAGAAUAAAGGAAUCCUGUCAGCAGUGUGGUUUAUCAUGGAAUCCCAGACUUGCAGGAAUAAAUAAUGUAACAUUUAAAAUUCUGUCUGAUACUGUUCCUGUGGAUGAAAAUAUGGAACUUCAUAAUAUUGAUAUCAAGCUAGGUAAACAUCCUUGUAAUGAAGAUGUUGGUAUAAAUUGGAAUGAUUUACCACUAAGUGCUCAUCCACAGGAAGGUGCUGUUCCACAGAAGAGAAUAGAAAGAAAAUGUCAACAAUUAGAGAAUUUAGUAACAGCUGUAGUGAAACUAGCUAAACCUGGUAAUAUUAUUGUAGAUUUCUGUAGUGGAGGUGGACAUCUUGGAAUUGUUAUAGCUUAUUUGUUACCACAUUGCAAGAUAUAUUUGAUAGAAAAUAAAGAGGAAUCAAUAGAUAGAGCUAGAACAAGAAUAGAAAGUUUACAGCUGAGAAAUGUUGUAAUAUAUCAGUGUAAUCUAGAUUAUUUUCAUGGUAAUUUUGAUAUUGGGGUAUGUUUACAUGCCUGUGGUGUUGCAACUGAUAUGGUAUUACAACAAUGUUUAGAUAAUAAUGCAUCAUUUGUUAUCUGCCCUUGUUGUUACGGUAGCAUUGUGAAAACUCAUAGAAUAUAUUACCCUCGUAGUAAAUUAUUUACAAAUACUGGUAUGACAUACAAGGAUUUUGUAACUCUAGGACAUGCUGCAGAUCAAACAGAAUUUAAUAUUGCUCUUGCAGAUCAAGGUGUAUACUGUGCUAACCUAGUUGAUACAGAUAGAGCUGAAUUGGCUAGAGAAAAUCAUUACUCUGUUAGUCUUUGUACUUUGCAACCUAAAUCAUGUACUCCUAAAAAUAAUCUCUUGAUUGGUGUACCCUGUUAA